This is a messenger RNA of Annulohypoxylon truncatum, 2135 nucleotides long. RefSeq names its product Tim44-domain-containing protein. Gene Ontology annotation, molecular function: protein-folding chaperone binding. The record is from RefSeq and is a predicted model, not a curated record. Gene Ontology annotation, biological process: protein import into mitochondrial matrix. The coding region runs from base 115 to 1761 and encodes 548 amino acids. Gene Ontology annotation, cellular component: mitochondrial inner membrane. The transcript is spliced from 2 exons. Lineage: Eukaryota; Fungi; Ascomycota; Sordariomycetes; Xylariales; Hypoxylaceae.
CCCGCCUUCCUCCAUUAGAUCAGCUGCAAAAUAAAAUUCCUCUGUCGGCGUUCAUCUUUUUUUAUCCUUUUCAAAGUUAAUGGUCUUAUAAGACCCCGCCUCUAAUAUUGCGAAAUGACCUCUCUCAGACAGAUUACGAGGAGCGCACCUUCGCCGGCUUUCUUAGGAGCACCUUCGCUCGCCACUUAUUCUUAUGGCAGAUCUCCGGCCUACAGGCGGUUAUUAGAGAACGCCGCUGAAAUCUCCAGACCGGCAAGCAAAAAUGUAGCGCCACUAAAGUUUUCUCGAGUUCCCUCAUUAUCACACCCCUCACUUCGAUCACCCUUCGUUCCCGAGACCAUAGCUACUUUACAAUCCCGAGCUUUCCACCAAACGUCACCAUGGUACCAGGAGCCGCAACAAGCCGCGCAAUCCGCCAAAGCGGAUACCAAGUCUGCAGAUCCAAAAAAAGACACCGGAAAAGCUGCUCCAGGUGCGGAAUCUGAAGCAAAGGCCGGAUCGGAAGAGCAAGCAAAGCAACAAGAGGAACAGGGUAAAGAAAAUGAGGAGAAGGAGAAGAAGGAGGAGAAGAAGGAAGACUUGCCGCCACCACCACCUCAUGGCGACAAGACACCAUGGCAGGUGUUUAUGGAGACUAUGCAAACGGAGUUCAAAGCUUCCAAGGAAUGGAACGAGUCAACUAAGCAGCUUGCCGACUCUGCUCACUCUUUUACCGAAAGCGAAUCAGUCCGACGUGCGAGGCAAGCAUACGAAAAUACCACCGGCGCUGUUUCGUCGACAGCGGGCAGAGUAUUGAAGACUUCUGCAACCGCUGUCGGAAAGGGCGCGGCGUGGACAUGGGAGACUCCUGUAAUGAAAGGCGUCCGAAAGGGAGCUAAUUUGACCGGGAACAUGCUCGACAAGGCAACAAAACCCAUAAGAGAGACUGAGGCAUAUAAAAAUGUCAAGAACGUCAUCGACGACGGGAGCAGUUCUCGGUACGGUGGUUGGAUCGAGAAGGAGGAGCGAAGGAAAGCCAGAGAAUUGCGCGAGAAGCAAGCUCGUUCCAUACACGGCAACGCAGAAGAAAUGGUCGAAGAUCCAAAUGCUGGGACAAACAUUACACUCCACAAGGACGCUGCAUGGAAGGAAGCGUGGCGUGAUUUCCGAGAUCAGAACAAGUUUGUCCAGGGAAUUUUUAACAUGAAGAACGUUUAUAACGAAUCUGAGAACCCCUUAAUCACGACCGCACGAAGUAUUACUGACCGUGUUGCUGGAUUUUUCGCCGAGAACGAAACAGCGAUGGUCAUCAAGAAAUUCCGUUCUAUGGAUCCCAAUUUUCAAAUCGAGCCAUUCUUACAGGAGUUAAGAGAGUACAUAUUACCAGAGGUGCUUGACGCUUACGUCAAGGGUGAUACUGAAACGUUAAAGCUUUGGCUUUCCGCCGCUCAGUAUUCGGUGUACGAAGCUUUAACCAAACAGUAUCUUCAAGCUGGGUUGAAAUCAGAUGGCCGGAUCUUAGAUAUAAGACAUGUGGAUAUUUUGAAAGCCCGUAUGCUCGAACCUGGUGAGAUUCCGGUAUUCAUCAUCACGUGCCGGACACAGGAAGUCCACGUGUAUCGCAACGCCAAGACGAACGAGCUUGCCGCCGGUAUGGAAGACAGAGUGCAGCUUGUCACGUACGCGAUCGGUAUCACACGAACUCCCGAGGAGGUUAGUAAUCCCGAAACAAGAGGUUGGAGGUUGAUCGAAAUGCAAAAGAGCGGAAGGGAUUACAUUUGAAUGAAUCUCUUCUCUUACUUACUGAACGAUUGCGCCACGAUAUUUGUUUAUAAUACUGUACAUUACCGGCCAGGAGGCGACGGAAUCGAGACUGUAGCAGACGGUCUUAUCACACCACUCUGAAAUGGCAGCCUUGGAUUAGGGCAAAAUAGGCGUUAGGCGGCAAGAAUAGCAUGGAUGAAAUGUAUGAUAGACAAAAAGGUGCAUAUAUGGUCGGGCAUGAGAGACUGCGAUGAAUCUUAAGCAGUAUGCCGCAAUACGAUAUUCUCAAGAAAUUAGGGGGAGCUAAGUGAGACUUUCUAGCCCAACGUCUACCAGAUCGUUCAGAACGACUAUCAUGCCAUUUAUCUACGCCACAUCUUGGUAACUACCUA